AGAUGUGACUGAGUGUGGGUGGGUUUGUGUUAUGGCCAGUAGAGAUUUGGAAGUGCUCGAGUUAAAGCCACCUACUACUUGCACUGCAAAUAAUUAUGAUAUUAAACGCUUUAAUAUAAAUGACUUAUCUUACAAUGAUUUCUAUUGGCAAUAUAUGGAAAGAAAUUAUCCAGUUAUACUAACGGAUGUUUCAACACAAUGGGAAUGCCGUCGUAAUUGGAUUAAAGACAUUACACAAGAGUUAACACUAACAAAUAACAUCGAUAAUCAAUUUGUACCACCUACAGCAGCUGCCAAUACAAUUAACUAUGACUACCUCAGGGAAAAAAUUGGCAAUUGUCAAGUACCCGUGGCAAAUUGCAAUCGAGAAUACUUUGAUAGCCAUGCCAAGUGUGAAAUGUCAUUUUAUGAUUUUCUCCAGUACUGGCAAGAAAGGCAAGGAGACUUGUUGGCUGAUGAAAAAACAUCGACGGAAUUAAGUAAUAUUGAUAAUAAGACUAAAACCACCGGAGAAUUACUCUACCUCAAGGAUUGGCAUUUGAAGGCUCAAAAUGCUGACUAUGAUUUUUAUAAAGUUCCUAAAUAUUUUGCCUCCGAUUGGUUAAAUGAACAUUUGAUGGCGACAGAAAGUGAUGAUUAUCGUUUUGUUUAUAUGGGACCAAAAGAUACAUGGACGCCUUUUCACUCCGAUGUUUUUGGCUCAUUUAGCUGGUCUACAAAUAUAAUGGGCAUUAAGAAAUGGUUACUCCUACCUCCCGGAGAAGAACUAAAACUCUCCGAUUCUCUGGGCAACUUACCGUUUGUCAUUAACGAGGAUAUGCUAGAACAUAAAUAUGUUAAAUAUUUUACGUUAAUGCAAAAAGAAAACGAAUCUUUAUUUGUGCCCAGUGGAUGGUAUCACCAAGUAUGGAAUGUAACCGAUACCAUAUCAGUAAAUCAUAAUUGGUUCAAUGCCUGUAAUCUACAACGUAUUUGGAACAAUCUCAACCAUCAAAUGGAGAAAGUUGUCAAAGAAAUCGAUGAUUGCCGGCAAAUGGACAAUUUUAUGGAACACUGUCAAAUGAUGUUGCGUGCCAGUUUUGGUCUGAACUACCUCGACUUUUUACAACUAUUGGAAUGUAUAGCAAAAAGACGUUUAAGCAAAUUUAAUAACAAUACUGCCAUAACCAUGUCCUCAUUGUCAUCAACAUCAUCACCACAAACAAUGUGUUCAUUCGAUACGGCAACGUCUUCCCAUCUAAUAUUUUUUGAUAAUUUUACACCCAAUGAUUAUCACGUACAUCAUGAUUUAGAGCGAAUUUCGCAAGUAAUUGAAUUAAUGUUGCAGGAUUCAACAAUUUGUGACGAUCGUACAGUUUUAUAUCGUAAAUGUAUACAUUUAAGGGAAUUAGUAUCAUCGGCAUUAUCAUUAAGUCUGAAUGAAAAAAAUAUAUCAUCAUAGUCAGGGAAUGCUUGAUAUUAAGUAGUUUUCAUAAGACUAUUUUUAUUUAUUAACUUUUAUUGUGACUUUGCUACCCAUUACUAAAUAUUUUGUAAAAAUAUAUGUUUUACAUUAUAUGUAGUUUUUUAUAAAAUUAUAAAUUAUUUAUUAAUUAAAAAUGUAAUUUUUAGUAAUGGGUACAUUUCUAUAGUUUAAAAUUAAGUAAGUAAAUAAUUUAAAAUCAAUAAAAAUGCAAAUAUUUUUAUACCAAUAAAA
Molecule: messenger RNA, 1696 nt
Organism: Calliphora vicina (urban bluebottle blowfly)
Lineage: Eukaryota; Metazoa; Arthropoda; Insecta; Diptera; Calliphoridae
Gene: JMJD4
Product: jumonji domain containing 4
Exons: 2
Coding region: 32-1441 (469 amino acids)
Biological process (GO): protein hydroxylation; positive regulation of translational termination
Cellular component (GO): cytoplasm; nucleus
Molecular function (GO): sequence-specific DNA binding; 2-oxoglutarate-dependent dioxygenase activity
Source: RefSeq, a predicted model, not a curated record